AUGGGCCGUAAAGCUGCACCGCAGCCGCUCUCGCUGGCGGAGACCACGCGGCCCAGCGACAAGUCUCCUCGUCUUGGUGAAACCGUCCCCCGUUCUGCGCGACUACCGUCCGACCCUACGUCGCCCCGAUCCCCACGCUCUCCCUUCCGCUACGGCCAGAACAAGGUGGAAAUUGCUAGCAUUGGAGAGCCCCAACCGCUUGCCGAUGUCUUGCACCAGCCCCGACAGUCGCUAGAACACCAAGAGGAGCAGAGGCCGCCGCGGCAAAGGAAUCCGGACGACGCCCGUGACCCGCCGCAGCCCUCGCCAAGAGAUCAAGCUGCGGACCAACAACAGCAGCUGGGCCACAGACACCAGCGGCGCGGUGAGGACAAGACAUCCAAAUCGGGCUUCUUUUUCAACUUUGGGAAGGGGGCGAAGUCGGAUCGUCCCAUUGUGCACCAACACUCCAAUUCCCGCGCCGAAGUCAUGUCGAGGGACUCGGACAGGCCGGCGCUGUCGAAACAAAGCACCAAGCAUUCAGACUCGCCCCAUCAGGACCCCUCGGUCCAGAAGUCGAACACACCACUACCUUCUCGAUCCGAAAUAUCGCUAGCCUCGACGGUAGACUACGAGAGCCCGGGUAAUUCAGUGACCUCGUCGAAGCGGUCGAAGCCCAAGCCCUUCAACCUACUAAGCCGCACCAGGUCCACCAAGGACAAGGACUUCAAAGACAGCCCGAGCCCUAAGGAUCACGUUCCACCACUGGCGCUGGCGCCGGCCAAGGCAGCCGAGCCCGAAAGACCUUACGCUUCGUCAACAGCUCCGAGGACGGCCCCGCUUCAAGCACGCGACCGGUCGUUUCGGGAGAUGAUGUCGGCCGUCAGGAACCAUUCGGCUGAGCGGUCACAGAACAGGGACGUCGGCGGGAGAGGAAGAGGCCAAGACGCCCAGCAGAGGGAUAAUGCCUCUACGUAUACCCAGACACCCGGAGGAGCCUUCUUUAGCCACCUCAAACACAGCAAGGCGGCGGGCAUGCUCAGCAACCGCUUCUUCGGUUCAAGACAUGAGUUGCCAGUGCUCAAGGAGCCGACGGUGGACGACGAGCACUAUGUUCUCAGGGUCAUUAACCUGCCUCUUGUUGAACAAACGCGGCUCACCAGGAUAUCCAAGAGACUGGAAGACUCUCGGGACAAGACCGAGUUUUGGAUGCCCGCGUUCCCGUGGAGAGCGAUCGACUACCUGAACUAUAAGGGCAGUGAGGUCGAGGGUCUAUACCGGGUCCCGGGCAGCGGGCCGCAGAUCAAAAAGUGGCAACGGAAAUUCGACGAGGACUUAGAUGUGGACCUCUUUGAAGAGCCAGACCUCUACGACAUCAACAUCGUCGGAUCCAUGCUGAAGGCCUGGCUGCGGGAGCUCCCCGACGAGCUGUUCCCCAAAGAGGCCCAAGACAGGAUUGCAAAGGAGUGCGCCGGGGCGGAGAGUGUACCACCGCUGCUCGUCGAAGAACUCUCGAAGCUCCCGCCUUUUAACUACUACCUCCUCUUCGCCAUUACUUGUCAUCUCAGUCUCCUCCUCGCACACUCGGAGAAGAACAAGAUGGACUUCCGGAACCUAUGCAUCUGCUUCCAGCCGUGUAUGAAGAUCGACGCCUUCUGCUUCAAGUUCCUGGUUUGUGACUGGCGCGAUUGCUGGAAGGGAUGCAAGGACGAGGCCAAGUACAUCGAAGAGGAGUACGCACGUUUUGACUCGCCGCCACCUGGUGGUGUGAAAAAUAGAAAUGGAGGUGGCGGCGGCGAGGAGGAAGGGCAUGAGGUUCGCACCGUUUCAUCGUCGGAUAGCGGAAAGAGUCCCAACCGCAGCGCAACCGAACAGAAGGGGCGGCCAAGGCAGAAGACGGUGGCCGAGACGGAGAGUACUGAAACGAGUUCAACAAUAUCGACGACACUUACGGUCAGCAGCGAGCGUGAGACGCCGCCGAGAAAGUCGGGCGACAUGCGGCCCCUCUCGCCUAUUAAGCCGCUAUCGCCGCUCAAUUUUUGA
Molecule: messenger RNA, 2022 nt
Organism: Chaetomium globosum CBS 148.51
Lineage: Eukaryota; Fungi; Ascomycota; Sordariomycetes; Sordariales; Chaetomiaceae
Exons: 3
Coding region: 1-2022 (673 amino acids)
Biological process (GO): signal transduction; regulation of GTPase activity
Cellular component (GO): cytoplasm
Source: RefSeq, a predicted model, not a curated record